AUGGCCGACACAUCCUCAGCACCCAAACCUAGCAGCAGUGUCAAGCUUGUACUGCUGGGAGAAGCAGCCGUUGGAAAGUCAUCUCUAGUGCUGCGGUUUGUUAAUAAUGACUUCCAAGAGAAUAAGGAGCCUACUAUUGGCGCCGCCUUCCUGACCCAGAAAAUCUCCCUCCCCAACCGAAUCAUCAAGUUCGAAAUAUGGGAUACUGCCGGUCAAGAGCGAUUCGCUUCACUGGCACCCAUGUACUAUCGCAAUGCUCAAGCCGCCCUCGUCGUGUAUGACCUGACCAAGCCGACCUCCUUGACAAAGGCCAAGCACUGGGUUGCAGAACUCCAGAGACAGGCUUCACCAGGUAUUGUCAUUGCGUUGGUCGGUAACAAGUUGGACCUGUGCGCUGAAUCUUCCGGCGAUGGCCCUGAGGCUACUGAAUCUACUGUAGAAAAUCAAGAGGGUGAACCUGGGGAAGCCGAACCUACGGAUGACGGGGACGCACGGAAAAUCUCAACACGAGAAGCCAAGUCAUACGCCGAGGAGGAGAGCUUACUUUUCUUCGAGACAUCGGCGAAGACCGGCGCCAACGUUGCGGAUGUAUUCUCGGCCAUUGCCAACGCGAUUCCGGAAACUUCAUUGAAGGGAACUAGAGGAGCCAGUGGUGGUGGGACACAGGCGGCAUUGUCAGGAGCGGCGAAUCGCGCGGAGGAAGCAAGGGUGAACCUUGCCGACCGCGCGAAGCAAAAAAGUGAUAACUGUGCUUGUUGA
Molecule: messenger RNA, 759 nt
Organism: Rhinocladiella mackenziei CBS 650.93
Lineage: Eukaryota; Fungi; Ascomycota; Eurotiomycetes; Chaetothyriales; Herpotrichiellaceae
Exons: 3
Coding region: 1-759 (252 amino acids)
Molecular function (GO): GTP binding; GTPase activity
Source: RefSeq, a predicted model, not a curated record